AUGGUCCUCAUACCUGACCCUACCAUGAUCCUCAUAACUGACCCUACCAUGGUCCUCAUACCUGACCCUACCAUGAUCCUCAUACCCUACCCUACCAUGGUCCUCUUACCUGACCCUACCAUGAUCCUCAUAACUGACCCUACCAUGGUCCUCAUACCUGACCCUACCAUGAUCCUCAUACCUGACCCUACCAUGGUCCUCUUACCUGAUCCUACCAUGAUCCUCAUACCUGACCCUACCAUUGUCCUCAUACCUGACCCUACCAUGAUCCUCAUACCUGACCCUACCAUGGUCCUCUUACCUGAUCCUACCAUGAUCCUCAUAACUGACCCUACCAUGGUCCUCAUACCUGACCCUACCAUGGUCCUCAUACCUGACCCUACCAUGAUCCUCAUAACUGACCCUACCAUGGUCCUCAUACCUGACCCUACCAUGAUCCUCAUACCUGACCCUACCAUGGUUCUCUUACCUGAUCCUACCAUGAUCCUCAUAACUGACCCUACCAUGGUCCUCAUACCAGACCCUACCAUGAUCCUCGUACCUGGUCCUCAUACCUGA
Messenger RNA from Oncorhynchus mykiss (rainbow trout), 558 nucleotides. The record is from RefSeq and is a predicted model, not a curated record. NCBI's taxonomy places the organism in Eukaryota, Metazoa, Chordata, Actinopteri, Salmoniformes, Salmonidae.